Molecule: messenger RNA, 1112 nt
Organism: Coccomyxa subellipsoidea C-169
Lineage: Eukaryota; Viridiplantae; Chlorophyta; Trebouxiophyceae; Coccomyxaceae
Product: enhancer of zeste 2
Exons: 4
Coding region: 15-683 (222 amino acids)
Biological process (GO): chromatin remodeling
Molecular function (GO): protein binding; histone methyltransferase activity
Source: RefSeq, a predicted model, not a curated record
GUGCAAAGCACGACAUGACCAAGCCUUGGCCCCUGUACACCCCAUGCACCUGCACGGGCCCCUGCAAUGCUGAGUGCUCCUGCGCAAAGAGUAAGAAUUUCUGCGAGAAGUUCUGCGCGUGUGGCCCCACCUGCUCCAUCCGCUUCGUGGGCUGCGAGUGCAAGUCUGGAUGCACCACCAAAGCCUGCCCUUGCUAUGCAGCUGGGCAUGAGUGCGAUCCGGACGUAUGCACGGGCUGCACAAUCGGCUGCACCUGCAACAACAUGCGCCUGCGCUUCCGCCAGCACAAACGGGUGUGUAUGGGCAAGUCUGCCAUCGCGGGCUGGGGCAGCUUCCUCCUGGAGGGUGCCAACAAAGGGGAGCUGGUGGGGGAGUACACGGGAGAACUAGUCACGCAGACGGAAGCUGAUCGGCGCGGCAAGGCGUAUGACAGGGAUGACAACUCCUACCUCUUCAACCUGAACGAGGCAUGGGUCAUCGAUGCACGCCGCCAGGGCAACAAGCUUCGAUUUGCAAAUCACAGCAUUGACCCAAACUGCGCUGCCAAGAUCCUGAUGGUGGAUGGGGAUCACCGUGUGGGCAUCUUUGCAUGCAAGGACAUCGAACCAGGCACAGAACUGUUCUAUGACUACUGCUACUCGAAGGACCAAGCCCCAAUCUGGGCUUUGCUACUGACCAAGUGACAGGGUCAGGAUGCAAAUUCGGUUGAAGGCAAUGAUCUCUUGGUGGUUUCUGUGGACACCCUCACUGCUUAAACAUUGCGGUGUUCACAUAUAUCUUUUUAUACUUAAUUCCUUAAUCACGCAAGCCCCAGAAGCUGGACUGUUCAAAUACCGGCCAUGGUGGAUGCGAAAUAGAGAGCAAAGCUUCAUCGGUCUGUGAGACACCUCUCACAUGGUGGCCUUGAGUAAACCUCUCAAUAGGCUGGCUCCGAAGUUUCUGAUGACCGAGUCUGUUGCUUUAUGUAAUGUAUUAUACUUAUUAGCUUAUGCAGCUGUAGUGUGACAUAUUCACCUCCGACGGGGAUACGGCCGCUGGCGUGGCAAAGCCACAUUGUCUGCAUUUCUGAAGAUCUGCCCUGAUUUCUACAUCGUUGUAAAAUGGUAAGUCAC